AAUAAACUUGGAAGGUACCCGAGCACCACAGCGCCUUCCGCACUAUUUUGCGGCUUUGCCUGGUUUUUUUCCUCUUACCAAGUGGCCCCCUGUUUCCUUCCAUUGGUACCUUUCCUUCCCUACGUGCCUACCUACACAGUACAUACAGUACCUCCCUAAGGUACUUUGCAUCGCUGCUCUUUCAACCCACCUACCGAACCUUUCCCGACGCGAGUAAUCUGGGCAACACUUUACUUUACCACCACCACACAAACCUCCCCCCCCCGUUCCAAGGUUCGGAAAAAACAACAACUCAACCAUCAUUAUCACCGUCCCGCCUCUCUGGAACCUCAACCACCCACCUACCCACCCUCCUUCGGUUCCCCUCCUCUUCCGACCUGCUGCCGUGAGCCACGACGCAUGAGGCCCCGCGGUAUUCCUCCGAAUAUCUACGUCCUUGCGCUCUCCUUUGCGUCGAGUGCAUAGUCGCCUUUCUCUCUGUCUCUCUCUCUCUCUCCGUCAUCUUCGACCUCGCCCACGCCACAUUCGUCCCGAUCGCUCUCGAGAACGGGAUCUCGCUCACUCGCCUCUUUCCCUCCUCCAGCAUCCAGACCAGUUCAAGUCGUGCUGCUGGCGCCCCCCGACCUGCCUCUGAAAGGGCUCCCGGGUCGGCGGACAGCAGAUAUCCUCCCAGCGCAUGCCUCGUGCUUCCAGCUCUGCGAAGCGACAGCAAGGCGCCGCCAACCAACGCGAUACCAGGCACGAAAAUGGUCUUGUAGGCCCCGCCAAGCGAGUUGCCAACAAGAAGAGCCAGUCGAACCUCGACGCUUCAGCUAGGACGUCGUCUGACCAGAAUGCUGCUGCCCCGGCUCUCCCCUCGCCUUUGCCCAACGGCACUUCCAACGGACACCUCAAGACCCCGAACCUCGCUGCGCCCGCUUCCGACCACAACGGCAACACCAUGGCCCCUGAACACCGGAAUGGCCAUGCCGCUACCAGGCGGCCCUCGUUAGGCGGUUGCUCCGAGACUUCCUCGUCCGACUCGCUCUCCUCUGCCAUGGGCAAUGGUGCUGCUGACGCGAGCCACCGCCAGAUUGAUGUCAACGCCACCAAGAACGCCGACGUCCAUCGCGACCCCGGUGGCCCCAUCGAGUUCGCCGCUACCGUUCUGAGGGCUCUGCCUCUCUACGACACCCUUGCCAUCCUCAUCCUGCUCAUGCAGGUCCCUCCCGUCGCCCUCUCCGGUAUCUACAUGGUCUUCACCUUCCUCACUUUUGUGCCCCCUGUUACCACGAGCUCUGGAAUGAACAUCAAUCUCGCCGAGAUCUUUGAUUACAACUCCACCAUGCCCUCCCUCGUUACGGUGCUCUGCAUGGAUGUCUUCAUACUGCUCGUGUGGCUCUUUCUGUGGCCGCCCAUGCAGCUCGCCAUCCUCGACUUUGCCAAGCCCGUCAUCGCCGCCACUUUGGGUGGUGGAUCCAACACGAGGGAGGGAGCGUCAAGGAGCGUCACUACCUGCUUCUUCCUGGUCAUAGGCUCGCAUCUUCUACGCGGUUCAAGAUUCCACUGGACUCGGGCAACAAAGUUCCUCCCGGCCAAUUGGCGGUUCUCUCCCGACUCUGACGAUCCGUUAGAAACAUUCACUCGCGGUUUCGAUAAGAGAGGACCGCACGGGUGGAUCAAGAGCGUGCUUGCCAUACAUAUUUUAACGCAGGGCAUAGUGAGGUACAUAAGAGAGUGGUAUUUGAGAAGAGAAAAGGGAAGCCCGUCGGCACACAGCAUAACGGACCCGGAGGCCGGUAAGUCGUACUCGAAUGAGACGACCACCGACACAGGGUUUGCUACGCCAGACAGCGACACGACUUUCCAACAAAAUGCGACGGUAUCAUCUACGAAAAAGAAGAGAAAACAAAGCACACAGGUGCGUCUUCAGCAGCCGCUGUGGGCGGCCCUAGCGAGUACCAAAAUUGUCAUGGUUAAGGAGUACGAAUUAUCGCACGCUACCUCCGAGUCCGCCGGUUCCAACGCUACCGACAUUCACAACUUGGGGAAUGCCCCCUUUGACAGUCAGGCCGAACAGAUUUGGAUAUCGUAUAUUGGGCACGAUGAGGUUUGCUUUAACACCAGCUACUUUCCCGACAGCCUGAGCGCUGCUCCGAAUGGGCACGUUUCGCGGCCGGCAGGAGUCGACACUUCAAAACCUUUCUACGUCCGAGUAAACAACGCCUUCUGGCAGCCGACACGUAUAUUCCGCAUCCAGGACGACGACCAAGACGAGCAAUCCAGCCAACACCGGUGGUGUGGUGACAUUUACGGACUGCGGCCGCUGUCCAAGUACGUCUGCGAGUUUGUCGAUACACGCACGAAUCGAGUUGUCUUUUCCACCAGCAUCCGAACCUCUUUUGCGCCCAACAAGGACCAAGAGGGCUCCGUCAACCCGCCCGUCAGCACGCCACAGUCUCUUCGCCCCGACUCGCCCGCGACGACGCUGAAGAGCACAAUCAACGCGAAUAACGAGCGGCUGGCGGAAGAGAAGUCUAGGCUGAAGACGCUGCGCAAGGAGUGGAAGAACAAGAUUGCCGCGCUACGGAAAGAGAACGAGAGACUCGACAAUGUGAUUCAGACCGCCGGUGGCAACGACGACAAGCACAGGCAGAAGAUUAUCCAGCAAGAGACCAACAAAGCCCAAUCCGAAAAGGAGAUUGCCCAGCUCGAAGCAGAGCUCAAGGAGUUUGAGAAAGCACCUGAGGGAUUCUACGAGCGCAAGAAACAGACGGAAAAGGAGUGGGCUGCCGAAAAGGCCAUCUUCGAUACCGCCUCCAAAGAAUACAAAGACUACAAGGCCGCCAUCGCCAAGGCUGUGAAGGCCAAGGAGGACGAGCAGGCUGCCGCGCAGACCAAGAGGAACAAGAUUGCAGCACGCAUCGCCAAGGUGGACACCGAGCUGGGCAGAAUCACGGAUGCCAACAACCGCGGGCUGGACGAGGCCGAACGUAGGCGCCAGGCCCGGAUCGCCUGGCAGGCGGAGACAUCAACGAUUGAGAAUAACUUCCGGGGCAGCAUUGCGGAUAUCAAGGCGGCCAACGCGAACAAGCAGGAGCAAGUAAACGCUUUGCUACAGCAGCUCCAGGCAUAUCAUGAGCACAUGAACUACGCCACGACUGCCGCGAUGCCCUACGAUCUCCCUGAACGUCAUUCCGCCCAGUCUCAGACCACGUCAUCCGCCUACAAUCCCGCCGCGCCGGCCUGGACACCGCCGUCCGCCGCCGCAUCGCAGUAUGUGAUGCCCGCCGGGCCUAUGUGGCCCACGUCCACCAUGACCGCGUCCGGCUCUGUGUUGCCGCUGCCAGCGUCCUCUAUGCAGCCUGUGUGGGGUUAUCCGCCUACGCACCAGAGCACUGUCUCUCUCAAGGCCAGGGGCCGCUCCUCCUCGAUGCUUAGCGAUGUGUCUGGGUUCACGCAGUCUAGCAACGGCGACGACGAGUUCUUGUCGCUCCACAACACGCCUGCGCAGCAGCCCAUGGCCCAGCGCACGCCCGUCACGUUUGCUUUUACGCGACGUCAACGGAGCGACGGCGCUGGGUCAGGCUCUGGCGGCAGCAGCGUUCAUAGUGGAAGCGCUAGCGGCAGCGGAAGCAUGCGGGAUCCUCAAAGUCCGGUCUGAUGUGUAUGUUUUCAUCGGGAAUUGUGUCUUGUUUUUUGGUGGUCAACUUUCGAAGGGUCUCUCGAGUCGAGACAAGUUGCUUGCUGGGCUGUCUAGUCAACCACUUGUUGGUGGACCUUGUCCUCAUGCCAUCAAUCUUCCCUCCUCUGAGUUGGAGGGCUGUAUUUAUGUCGAGGUUUAGUCUGUGGAUAGGUGGACUACAUGUCCGUAGCGAUUUCGUCUAGCGAAAUGAAGACAAAAAAAAAGUUGUGCCUUUGUUUAGAUUAUCUGUCUUUUGACGUGGUCCUUGUGAUGUCUAUGUUGAGGAUGAUAUGACUACCUGAUUUUAUGAUAAGAUGCCUAUGAGAGUG
This is a messenger RNA of Colletotrichum scovillei, 3993 nucleotides long. Its product is annotated as ubiquitination network signaling protein. NCBI's taxonomy places the organism in Eukaryota, Fungi, Ascomycota, Sordariomycetes, Glomerellales, Glomerellaceae. Bases 677 to 3643 code for a protein of 988 amino acids. The record is from RefSeq and is a predicted model, not a curated record. The transcript has a single exon.